CUUUCUUUGUUUUACUUUGUUUCCCGAGUCGUAGAUCUCGUCCUCGGCCUCCUGCGUAGUUCCUCUCCGGCCUCGCUCCGGGACAGAGAUGAAAUUUAUAGACAGAGGUUUUCAGGUUUAUCUUAGGAUACGUAUGUACAGAGAGAGAUUUUCUUUGUCGUGACAAGAUACUGAAAAAGAAAAAAACAUUUAGAUAAAGAAAUAAGUUGGCAGUUAUAUAGCACACCACUUCACCACUGAAGAAUGGGGUCCCUUUGGCAGGACAAAGGCACAGUCAGCUUUGAGGAGAAAUGGCCGGCGAUGCGACCGACUGUACUCAAACUGCUGCGGCAGGAGUGCGUAAGCCGGGCCGAGUGGCAGGACCUGUUCUGGGCCGUCCACAAGGUCUGCCUCUGGGAUGAGAAGGGGCCGCCUAAAGUGCAAAAAGCUCUGCAGGAUGACAUUCUCGACUUCAUCACACAUGCGCAAGCGCGAGUCUUGGAUCAGCAUGAAGAUCAAGCUUUACUUAAAGCAUACAUAAGUGAAUGGCGCAAGUUCUUCCAGCAGUGUAACUAUCUGCCAUUGCCAUUCAAUCAGCUGGAGUCAGCCCUGGCUGGCAAGACCACUACCUCCGUCUCCAAGAAAGUCCAGAAUGAUGAUUCCAUUGUCAGAAAGUUGAUGCUAGAUAGUUGGAAUGCAAGCAUCUUCAGCAACAUCAAGCAACGGUUACAGGACUCAGCCAUGAAACUGGUACAUGCGGAGAGAAAUGGGGAAGCCUUUGACUCCCAGUUGGUUAUUGGGGUGCGAGAGUCUUAUGUGAACUUGUGCUCGAAUUCAGGCGACAAGCUGCAGAUUUAUAGAGAAAAUUUUGAAAAGGCCUACAUAGAGGCAACAAAAGCGUUUUAUCGGGUGAAGGCACCUCAGUACUUGGAGGCCAACGGGGUCCAAAACUACAUGAAAUAUGCAGAGCUUAAGUUAAGAGAAGAGGAACAGCGAGGAGAAAAGUAUUUAGAAUCCUUUAGUGGGUCGCUACAAAAUCUAAAUGAGUGUUGUGUGGAGGUCUUGGUGACAAUCUUCCGGGACACAAUCUUGGCCGAGUGUCCACAAAUGAUCAAGAAUAAUGAAACUGAUAAACUACAGUUGAUGUUUAAAUUGAUGGACCGCGUCCCAGAUGGAAUUCAGCCAAUGCUGGAUGCACUAGAGGAACAUAUUGUCUCAGCUGGACUGGCAGAUAUGGUGGCUGCAGCAGAUAGUAUAACACAGGAUUCUGAACAGUAUGUGGAGAAGUUGCUAGACCUCUUCCAGAGGUUCAGCAAGCUAGUAACAGAAGCAUUUAAUGAAGAUCCUCGUUUUCUUACUGCCAGAGAUAAGGCUUAUAAACAGGUUGUCAAUGAUACUCAAGUUUUUAAACUUGAAUUACCAAGUAAAACGGUAAGACUACUAAAAAAAGGUAUCGGUAAUAAAACGCAGCCAGAAUCCAAAUGCCCUGAGCUGCUGGCUAACUACUGUGAUAUGCUCCUUAGAAAGACACCACUUAGCAAAAGACUCACUGCUGAUGACAUUGAGAGCAAGCUGAAGGAUGUGUUGCUGGUGCUAAAGUAUGUAAGCAACAAGGAUGUGUUCAUGAGGUACCACAAGGCGCACCUCACACGACGCCUCAUUUUAGAUACAUCUGCAGAUUCAGAGAAAGAGGAAAACAUGGUAGAAUGGUUACGAGAAGUAGGCAUGCCGGCAGACUUUGUCAAUAAGCUGGCGAGAAUGUUCCAGGAUAUCAAGGUGUCAGAGGAUCUCAAUCAACAAUUUAAGGAAUCUAUUCGAACAACCACAAAGUCUAGUGUAGCAGAUAAUCUAAACAUUAAGAUAUUGAAUGCUGGCGCAUGGGCAAGAGGCAGCGACAGAGUCACAGUUAGUUUACCGAUGGAGUUAGAAGAUUUCAUCCCUGAGGUGGAGGAUUUCUAUCGUAAGAAGCACUCAGGACGGAAGCUGCUUUGGCAUCACCACAUGUCCAAUGGCACAGUCACCUUCUGCAAUAAUAUGGGGAGGUUCGACUUGGAUGUAACCACCUUCCAGAUGGCUGUCAUGUUUGCCUGGAACCAACGAAUUCAUGAUAAGAUCUCCUUCGAUAAUCUUCGUCUUGCAACUGAACUCCCAGAUCCAGAGUUGAGACGGACAUUGUGGUCCCUGGUAGCGUUUCCAAAGAUGAAGAGACAAGUCCUGUCCUUCUCUGGAGAGGUCUCAUCACCCAAGGACUUCACAGAAAACACCCUCUUUUGGGUUAACCAGGAAUUUGCACCCAUUAAAAACGGCAAACCCCAGAAGCGUGGCAAAGUGAACUUAAUUGGGCGUCUGCAGCUCAGCACAGAGAAAAGCAAGGAGGAAGACAAUGAGGGCAUUGUGCAGCUUAGAAUACUCCGAACUCAGGAAGCCAUAGUGAAGAUCUUAAAGAUGCGCAAGAGGAUCUCCAACGCCCAACUGCAGACGGAGUUGGUGGAGAUGCUGAAGAACAUGUUCCUUCCUAGCAAGAAGCUUAUCAAAGAGCAGCUGGAAUGGCUCAUUGAACACAAAUACAUGAAGCGCGAUGAUGAGAACAUCAAUAUCUUCAUCUACAUGGCCUAGUCAACCAAGGAGAGAGAGAAAUGGCACCACCUUGGCUCGCAGGCAUGCAUGGGCCAAUGGGAUAGGAGGAAGAGGAAGAGGCAGCAGGAGCUCGAACACUAUCCUUGGCACUAGGGAUGAUGGUAAUGUUGGCAGGGCAGAGUGUGAGGGAAGUGGGCGAGCAGGCAAGUAGCCAAUACGAUGAAGCCAAUCAAGGCUGUUGGAUAUGUGCUGGCAAUGAAUGGGGAUGUGCUUGAAAGACUUUUGUGCUCUUUCUCAUGAAAUUUGGAGGUUAGCAUCUCACUAAGUGGAUCUUGAACAUUUGUUAUGUAUGGUGACAAAGAAUAAGACAUGAGUGUAAUGUCAAGCUGGAUGCAAGGAAGAGAUCUCCAGGUAGUGGAAAAUAAAUUUUUAAUCCAUUUUUUCUGUGUGGCCUUGCCAGGUAAACAAAUUGAUUGUCUGUUUAUUACAUGUGAUGUUGUUGUGCUGCAAACACAUUCCUGAUGAUAUGCAGUGUAAGGUCUACGCUUCAUAAAGUAUCAAGUCAACCUUUCCUAUUUUCAGGAGCAGUUAGAAGGAGAAAAAUAGUUUCAGAAUAUUUAGUAGAUACUCCCAUUGUUUUUUCCAACAGAAAAUCUUCAGAUGGAUAAAAGGAAUGUAGUUUUGAAAGUUUUUGGUGAUAGAGAAUCAAUAUACAAGGCCUUUGUCAGUGAUGUGUCCUCUAAUGCAAAGAUGUUCAGACAGCAUGAGCCAUGUGAGUCAGGUGGUGUGCGAGAUCCAAGAUACCAAGAUGCCACUAGGUCCCUUCUCUCCCCCCUCUCUCACUCAUGCCAGGAGCUGCACUCUGCGUACUUCUCAUGGACUUAACAUUUAUAUAAUUACGCAUAUUCUACGAUGCCUCUGUAUAUAGUAGGUGAAGAGUAUAAAAAAAAGAGCCUCUCCUAGCUGUACAAUGUGUGAGUUCUAUGGUGGAAUGAUGAUGAUUUUUCAGACCUGAAUUUCAUGUGUACUCAAAGUUUUAUCCAAGGAGAAAGUGGUGUUGCCUGAAUUCUUUAUUGACAUGUGAAGAGAUGGCUUGAUAGAUUCUGUGUUGACUCAAAAAAUGGAAAAGAAGAGAAAGUUUAUGAAAAAAACUUUUAUUUAUGAAGCGCUGAAUCAUUGCAAUAGAAAAUUCCUCAAAAUCAGGUGUAGAUCAUUGUCAAGCCACCAUACCAACGCCUUACCAGUGCCCCUAUGUGCUGUCAUUGUAAAUAUUAUAAUUAUUAUUACUAGCCUCUGCAGAAGCCAGCAGUCCAAGAGGCAAUAUGUUAUAAACAACCAUAAUGGUUUUUACUGGUAUGUUAUGUGAAUAGUAGAAGCAGGCUGGGGCAGCGGUCACCUCAAAUGCAUAUCCUUAUUUUGUUGUGAUUUCUCUUCUCUAUUUUGGCAGUGAUAGUGAUUUUUAGAGGGAGGAGGAGGGUGGGGACAGGCAACUGUCAUGUGCUUGGAGUUGUGAAUCAGAAUCAGUUUUAGUUCUGUUCAUUUGGGACCCUUAGGAACGUGUGACAUCAACCAUGAGUGUAUAGUGCAGUCAUUUUCUUUUGCAUCAGGGAAAAACAAUGAAGUAUUGUGGACCAGAAUUAACAAGAUACAUAAAGUGAUACAAGUGUAUAUAGUGUAAGAAGUGAAAUUUUUCUUUUUCUCUUUUCAACUACUAUUAUGUUUUUAAAGUCAAGAAAUGUUAUUCUGGAGAACUUUUUGCUAGUCUUGACUGUGUUUAGCACACUGAAUGUACAUUAAAGCAGAAAUGUUGACAUUAACAAGUCUUGAACUUUUGAUAACAAAUUUCCUCAUUCUAUAUCUUAGUAAGUACUAAACUAGACAGUUAUAUGCAAUGUGUGACAGUAUGAAACUGUAAUUUGUGAUGGGCCAUUUAUAGAAAUAUUUUUCUUAGUCGUUUAAAGCCUUAAUUGAUGUAGACCAGAGGAGGAAUGUUUAGGAAGCCAGUAUGGUUUUUGCUUUAAAAAGUUGUUAUGGGUCUACGUGCUAGAAAAGAAUGUGAUUUAGUAUGAAAGGAAUAUAAUUUUUUUUAAAAAGCAAAACAAGAAAGGAUCAUCUUUACAUUUAAUAGAGGCAAGUUAAGCAUUUGUAGUGCAAAAGUGAGGAGAGGUUCAGGAUAGUUACAAGCUACAACACUGCUAUAAAAUAAAGGAGAUUGUGAUGUAGAAUGUUUUCCAAUAAGGAUUAUGUAGAGUAAUAUAAUAAAUUAUUAAUAUAAUGACUUUUAAAACAUUUAAGAGAAUUUUCUAUAAAGUAUCCAUAGGCAAGCAGUAGACUAUAGACAAAUCAGAUGUACUUAAUACUUUUUAUAAAUAUAAUGAAAGUAUACAAUAAAAACAGUUUUCUGCAAUUAGUUUCUCUGGCACAGAAAUGAAGGCUUAUUAAAGGCCCUUUUUUAAACCAGUGGAAAGAUAUUUCUUUUUAGAAAUCCUCUUGAAACUCCUGUUUGAAUUAAAUCUGAAGUAAGGCCAGUGAACAGUCCAAGCAAGAAUAAACAAAGAAACAUAGAUUUAGAUACAACAUUGCUAUAGAUUUUAGAGUAACUGACACAUUUGAAAAAAAAUUACUUGGUUCUGGAGGUGAGGAUUCAGCAGUAAUGUCAUGCAUGUCACCAGUUGAAACUAAUGUGUCACAAUGCUUGUUCCUUUUUAUAAAAAAUAUAAUUAUGGUAAUUACUUCUACAGAAGAAAAUAAACAGGAAGAAAUAGUAUGCAUGGAAUGGAGGAUCAAAAGAUGCCAACAUAAAUGUGUAAAUAAACUUUUAAAAGGGAUUGUUUCCUUAUAUGGUCAUAGGUAAAACUAAAAGCAUUUUGUCUGUGGGAAUUUAUAAUAGCUUACUGGUAUAAGCCAAAAUAAUACUUGUCUUGUAUGCCAUAGUGGACUAGAUCAGAGAUGAUGACAAUAAUUACUUUUUUGCAAGUGAUUGUUUGUAAGUCUUCAGAUAUAUCUGUGACUAUACACCAGUGUUACUGAUAUGGUAGACAAGCCUUUUUUUUCCAGUAUGCCAGGGACUGGUAGCAUAUAUGUGCCAUAUUAUUUACUUAUGAUCCAAGAAUAUUAUUUGAACUUCCACAGUAACAUCAGUUUAUACGGGGAAAACAUAAUGAAUAUAUUAAAAAUUAUCACACUUUUUUAAUAUUUAUUUAUUUUGUAAGAAAGGAAUGAUACAAUAAUGUAAUACUGAUAUUUUCUGGAAAUUUGGUGGGACCUGACAGCCUGUGGCUCAUGUGCCAGCACCAGUAUGGAUGCUGCAGUUUGAGUAGUCUGCAAAGGCCUGGAUGAAAAUCAAGAAUGCAUUGUUCUUGAUAUUACUUAACAAUAUUUAUAAAACAAAUGUUUUGCAGACACCAAUGUUAAAUACUAUUAUUAACCCCCCCCCCCCCCCCUUUGGACUGAACUGGGAUACUAAAAAUAAUGCAGAGAGAACCAAGAUUAUUUUUUUAAUAAAAUAAUUUUAAUAGAUGAGGAAAGGGCCUUUUUCUCCUUGGAAAUGUUUAUUGUGUGCCCAAGGUAAGGCAGUUUUUAAAUGGGAAAAGUGUAAUAAGGAGUCUUUUAAUAUUUGUUGUUUCUGGUGACAGGUUCAAGUCACGGAUGGUAUUAUGUACAAUAGGAUAUCAGUGGAGGUAUUCAUUUGAUCCUCAACAAACUCAGUAGUGUAAUGUGGAAAAUUAUAUAUUAUGAACAAAAGUUCUUGUUCAUUUAGGACUGUCUGGUUUAUUAUUCUUUAGUAUUUUAACUUUUUGCUUUGUAAGGAAACUAGAUUAAAAAAAUGUUCUUUGAACUUGGGACAACUGAGGAGAGAUUGUAAAGGGAAUUGUUCUGUGCUAGUAAGUUUUAGCGGCUUAUAAACCACCUUUUAGAUCCACACAGUGCCCCAAAAUAUGCAGCUAAGGUGGAGUUAUUAGUUGCAGCUACUUAACCUCACACCUGAACAUACAUCCUCAACAUUGUGUGUGGAUAAUAUAUACAUUACAUUCACAGCUUCUACUGAGAGACACAUUACAUAGAGGGAAGACUUUUUAAUUCUCUUGCUUGUAUUUUCUCGACUUUCCUUACUAUUGUAUAUCCCAUACAUCUGUCUUUUCCUCUUGUUGAAACAAAUGUGAUACUUUCUUUCUCCUGUGGCAUUUGGUCGCAGUACUACCUUCCAGGCCCUCUUGUCAUAUCCAUCUCAUUGCCAUUUCUUACAACCAUCACUGCUAACAUCUGAAUACCCAUAAACAGGAGCAGGAAUCUUUGAGAGACAAACAACAUAUGCCAAAAUUUCUUAUCUACCAACCAGUGGUUGCAUUUUUCAUUGAGGUUAUGUAAGGGCAGCUGAAAUUUUUAACGAGGACCUGAAGUUCUGAGGAAUGUCUUAAGCCCGUGAACUAGCCAUGUCUGUGGUCACAUGUAAUAAGGGAUGACCCAGGAAGACUUUGGGUGUCCCAGCUGACCAACCCCCCACACUUCAUGCACCUUACGCAUCAUGCAUUGUUACCGUUGGCCCCAUCUUGUUGUAUGCUGUGAUGUUAUUUUAAAUAAAUGAAUAUUAAUAAA
Messenger RNA from Penaeus chinensis, 7152 nucleotides. It is a transcript of the gene Cul5, whose product is annotated as cullin-5-like. Gene Ontology annotation, biological process: protein ubiquitination; SCF-dependent proteasomal ubiquitin-dependent protein catabolic process. The transcript has 17 exons. Gene Ontology annotation, cellular component: SCF ubiquitin ligase complex; Cul5-RING ubiquitin ligase complex. Lineage: Eukaryota; Metazoa; Arthropoda; Malacostraca; Decapoda; Penaeidae. The coding region runs from base 244 to 2595 and encodes 783 amino acids. Gene Ontology annotation, molecular function: ubiquitin protein ligase binding. The record is from RefSeq and is a predicted model, not a curated record.